AUGGGAGCAGCUACUGGAGGGCUGGGAGUAGCAUCAAAUUAUAUAGCAGAGGUAAUGGCUUUGGUAAUAGCAGGGGAGUGGGCAGUGAAAAAAGGUUUCACAGAGGUAUGUUUCAGCCUCGACUCCUUAGCAGCCUUAAAAGCUUUUAGCAAUGGCAGCAUUCCUUGGAUUGUUAAGAACAGGUGGAGCAAUAUCAAGACAAAUAUAUGCAAUAUCACAUCCAGGCAUUCAUACAGAGAAAUCAACUUCCCUGCAGAUAAAAUGGCCAAAAAUGGAGUUCAGCUUGCAAGGGGAACCAUUCUUUAUUAUGAUGAGAAACCAAACUUUCUGGGAGAGUUAGAAAAUGAGGAUGGUUUAUACUUCAGAUUCAUGUUUUCACAGCAAGUCUUUGGGCUUUGUCCUUUCUGGGCCUGUUUUACUUUCCCUACUGGGCCUGUCUAG
Papaver somniferum (opium poppy) is the source of this 441-nucleotide messenger RNA. RefSeq lists its product as uncharacterized. NCBI's taxonomy places the organism in Eukaryota, Viridiplantae, Streptophyta, Magnoliopsida, Ranunculales, Papaveraceae. The transcript has a single exon. Gene Ontology annotation, molecular function: RNA-DNA hybrid ribonuclease activity; nucleic acid binding. Bases 1 to 441 code for a protein of 146 amino acids. The record is from RefSeq and is a predicted model, not a curated record.